GACAAGGGCCAGUGCUAUUCCUGAUGUAGGACUUUGCAGCAUCUGCUCAAGAUCUUAACCAUGUUUGAAGCGUAGAAUCAAGCCCAUUCUUCUGUAUUUGAUAAAAAGAGGUUUUCAAAACAAAAAUAGAGUUGCAAUCUUGGCAGAACAGGACAAAGAGAAAAGAAAAUUACUCAUGCAAAACCAAUCUUCAACAACUCAUCCUGGAGCUGGCAUUGCCCUCUCCAGACCCUCUCUCAACAAGGACUUCCAGAACCACGCUGAGCAGCGGCACAUUGCAGCCCAACAGAAGGCGGCUUUGCAGCAUGCGCAUGCCCGUUCAUCUGGAUACUUCAUAACGCAAGACUCUGCAUUCGGGAAUCUUAUUCUUCCUGUGCUACCGCUCCUUGACCCAGAAUGA
This is a messenger RNA of Jaculus jaculus (lesser Egyptian jerboa), 400 nucleotides long. RefSeq names its product SOSS complex subunit C-like. Gene Ontology annotation, cellular component: nucleoplasm; SOSS complex; nucleus. The record is from RefSeq and is a predicted model, not a curated record. Gene Ontology annotation, biological process: DNA repair. Bases 176 to 400 code for a protein of 74 amino acids. The transcript has a single exon. Lineage: Eukaryota; Metazoa; Chordata; Mammalia; Rodentia; Dipodidae.